CCCCCACGGAAAAUCAUAUUGGACUGCUAGAACUCAUUCCUCCUCGGACAAAAAAUAAAAAUGGCGGCUGUAAACACCGAAAGUAAACUGAGCAAAGAAAAUGUCGUAACAACUGAGGUAGCGUUGAAAGAAGGUUGGGCUGUUAAAGAAAGUGGACAAGCUUUCCUCGGCAAAACAAACUGGAGAAGACGAUGGUGUAGACUUGUCAAAGACGCGUCUGGUAAUAUUACUUGGUCAUAUUACCGGAAAAAAGACGACGUGAGUCCAGCUGGUUGUGUUCAACUCGACUCGACAUACGUUGCCCGUGAGCUUGAAGUAGGAGAAGAAAAGCAAAAGCCAUUUUGUUUUGCACUUGGACCAAUCAUUGACAAUUUAGCCACGAGGACCUAUUAUGUAAGCUGUGACUGUGAAGAAGACAAGCUUUCGUGGAUGGAAGUCAUUGGGGCAUCAAUAGAAAAUGACUACACUUCGUCUGAUCACUUUAWUGCCAAUAGAAGAAGUGUGCGAUCUAGAAUGGAUAGGCGGACCAAAAUGAAACGUCAUGUAAGGAGCCUKUCCGCCCCAGCACAAGUGCUGUCUUCUGAAGAUCAAGACUAUUUGGAUCCAGUCUGGAGACUACAGCAAUGGAAAUCGCUUUGUUCAGUCAUCAAGGAAUCUGUUUGGAAGAAGACAGAUACAAAACAUGGCGUUACUUUGUCACGAUUGAGCUUCAAACAUGAAAAAUAUGCUAUCAUUAGAGUAGAAGGUUACAUACCAGUUCCUCAUGAACAUAUCUUUGAAUAUCUGCUGACAGCUUUAAGACCUGGAGGAAAGUUGGACCACGCCUUCCGAAACGAGAACGUCUUGCAAAUUAUCGAAGACUCAAUUCCUCGAGCUUCUAUUGUCACAAAUACUUACAAACUUCCAAUGCCUAACAUGUCGACCCGUGAAUGYUGCCUGGUACGGUGCUGGAUGCCGUCGUACAUGACAAGAAACGGGACAUGCGGACUAUUUGUGACUUCAGUGAAUCAUCCUUUCCAUCAAACGACCAAGAGUUCUCUUCGUGUCCACGUGAAGCCGUCAGGGUUUGUCUUGUCUCCCUCCUAUCAACAAGACGGCKCAGAGCAUACACUGGUCAGCAUCUUAACCCAGAUUGACUUACAAGACUCCUUGCAGACUAUGCUAGAAACCACUUUUAAAUCAGGCCUUUUAAAGAUUGGUCUUCGGACAGCUUUCAACCACAUUAGCAAUCACAUCCAGAAAUACUAUGCCAUGGUGAAAAUAUAGUUUUAUUGUAUUGCGCUUUUAACAACAGCUGUCGCCUUUAAAUUAUACAUAAUGACUGAACUGACUCAUGGGAACUGUUUUGAAACGUACUUGUCUGUUAAUAGUUGUUGUGCCGUUAGUUCAGUGGACGAAACUGCUGGUCAAGUUGAAACAAAGAUUGCAUAUAAUGUAUUUUUUGAUAGUUCAUAGACUCAAAAKUAUGUCAGAUAUACGAUAUAUUGUUUUCAAGACAUGUAAAAGUAUGCAGGAUAUCCAGGGAGGGGAGGGUUAGGAGGAUGAACGCGCUUUGUGUGAAAUUUGAUCUUAUAAUKGAGCUGUGGCACAAUGUAUAAAUUUGAUGUCAAGGCUGCAGUGUUUAUAAUCACAAAUCUCAUAUUUAAUAUAUUUUGAAAUACGAAUCUUGAUUGAAUAAUAAAAGCAAUUCAAUAAAAGCAAUUUGAUACAAUUGUCUUCCAGACAAAUCGAAUGAAAAGAAAUUGAAGAAAUGGAUAGGAAAUGAGAAGACAAUAUAUUUGAUGAAAAGAAGAAAAAUAUGAAAAAAGUGUAGAUUUUUCGUUGACAGUGUACUCAUAAACAAGAUAAAAUAGCCAAGAAAUUUAUUUUCAUCUAAUCAUCUUUUCACGCUGAGGCACGUAAACAACUUUGGACUAAUUAAGGGCUGAAAAGAUUAAUUAUUUUUAAUAAUAUAUUUGUCAAGAAAUGGAAUCGGAAGAGAUCUAAAUACCUUUCAAAGUGUCGUUUGUGCAAAUUUGACGUGAAGUGAUGCUAAUAUUUGUGUUUGUGGACUAUUUUAAGAUUAGACCAUAAUACUUAGAUUAUACAUCAUUAUAGUGAAUAUGCCUCUUUUCCCGCCGACAUUUGACUGCCAUUUUUUGUGGUUUACUUUUUAAUUGUGCUAUUUCUAUUUCAUACUGAUUGAUUCCUGUCUUAAACCGAAAAUCGUAUCACGUACCACACGAUGCAAUGAAGAGAAAUAACGAGACGUACUUCAGUAUCCUGAAUUAAAUGAAUAAUGGAUAUGUUAAAAACAUCUUUCGACACUAAGGGUUUCUAGAGACUAUAGAUAUUCAAUGUAGAAGUAAAUGUAGUUUGUACUAUUUUAAGAGGUGUUAUUGUUUAAACGUAAGCGGGUAUUAACAUGUAUUGUGAAGUUUUUAAACCGUUUGCUUGGUGCUUCUAAAGAUUUAAGACCGUGCAGCAAGAAAAUACCUGAAAAAUUCGACUAGAUUCACUAAAACUAUGCGAUGCAAAGGUAAACUUUUGUCGGAAAUUAUUUGGUUAAAUARGACAAAUUCUUUCUUUUCCUUCUAAAGAAAUAAAUAUAAGAUUUUCCAUUCGUUAAGAAAAGAACAAAAAUAAUUAUGAAAAGUAUUAUGGGUUAAAAAUAGUGAUUGUUUCAUUAAUUCCGUUGCUGUAAGUAACAAUGGUAUGACGUAUUUGUAAAAAGUUAUAAAAACAUUGGAAUAAUCAUAAUAAUUU
Molecule: messenger RNA, 2745 nt
Organism: Exaiptasia diaphana
Lineage: Eukaryota; Metazoa; Cnidaria; Anthozoa; Actiniaria; Aiptasiidae
Exons: 13
Coding region: 61-1266 (401 amino acids)
Molecular function (GO): lipid binding
Source: RefSeq, a predicted model, not a curated record